GGGGGUGGGGGGUAGCCGUUGAAGGCAUUCCUUCCUGCCGCUCACAGCUCCAUGAGUGGCAGCUUGAUCUCUGGGCGGUGGACAGUGCCUUCGUUCACUAAGCCUUGACAUUUGUCAGGUGCCUCCCUCCCCGCACACAGCUUUCCUCUGCCUCCGAGGAGACGGGCAGGGGGCUCAGCCAACAGCCAGUCUGUUUCCCACCACCCAUGGUUGUGGCCAUUUUCCAGCCUCAACACCUGUCUUCCCGUAACAACCCGAGCAGGCCGAGGCCCCUGUGCCACCCCCGUGUGAGAGGCAGGCGAGGAGAAGCGGGGCCCCUCCAGGCCUGUGGGGUGUCCGCUCCAGGAAGGACGAGGCAGGAGACCACAGGGGAAAAGGCGCCCUCCAGCAGUCCUUGCCCCUCCAGCCUCUCCCAUGUGCCCGCCGGGGCGGAGAAGGCCUCACCUGGAGAGAGAACCGUGUUCUGCGCCCCAUGCCGGAGAGCGCUGCCGAAGUACUGGGGUGACAGGGCCUGAGCUGGGCUGGGCGCCUCCGUGAGUAAUGCGGUCUUUGCGAUGUCUGGGUUACAGAAGAAACACUCUGGUGAGCUGACGUGGAAGUCCUCGUCUUGGUGACCCCCCCCUCCCCGACAUACCUAGAGGCUCCACCUUGGGACCCUAUGACCUCGCAAAGCCAAAGAGAAACCAUGCCCUCUUUUGUACCCAGAUAGGCAGAACUGUUCUGGGUGGCAUCCCGGGGAAUUCCAAAUGGGGCAUUUUUGUUGAUCUGGGGAAGAUUCUCUCCAAAGGAGAAUUUGAGAUGCAGACCGAUGGGCAGCUUUCCGCCUGGCCCGCCUUUCUCCUGACCUUCAUGCAGCUCGCUCUGUGUGCAUGUGUGUGCGUGUGUGCGUGUGUGUGUGUGUGCGCGCGUCUGUCUGCCUGCCUGCCUGCCUGUGUGUCUGUCUGUCUUCAUUCUGCAUUCCAGCCUCUGGGCUCGCUCCAGGAUCCAAGGGAGGGAGUCUAGUCAUGGACCCCAUAUCCCUCAUAGGUUACAUGGUCCCUUUGAUGAUGAGAAGCCAGUGUCUCCGAACGAAACCUCUCUCACCCAUAGGCAGGGAGCGCUUGGGUGGCCCCUGGAUGGCUGCUAGCGCUUGAUAAAAAGCCAGCCUGCUUCAAAUCCCAGAGUGGUAUCUGUGCUCCGUUUGAGAAACCAACGUUUAAGGGUCCUCUGCCCAGGCAUAUAGAUACUGAGGAGACCCAGCUCCUCCGUAGAGCAGCCCCCUCAAGCUUUAAUGUGCACACUCCUCCAGGGAUCACCCAGAGGUCUUGUUAAACACACAGGCUCUGCCUCAGCAGUCCUGGGGGCGGCCUGAAAUUCUGCAUUUCUAACAAGUGCCCAGGUGAUGCCCACGUGGACGCCCCACAGACCGCACUGUGAGUAGUGAGUCCUCAGAGGCCCAUGUUUAUUCCAUGAUGUCCUCAGUGACCCUGCCUCUUAGGUUCCUACUGAUGGAUUGGAGAGUCUUCUCCAGCUUGUCAAAACAGGCCUGAACCUGGCACAUACCCUACAUAGACUGUCACCUGAGAUUCUAGAAGAAAAAGAACUUUUUGAGAACAAAUGUUUCCCGAUCCUUCCCUUGCCGGAAAUGAAUAAACAGCAGGGACUACUUACCGUGAAUGCAGCAUUUUGAAAAAUUAUUUUCUCCCCGUGUGUAAUUUGCCUGUCUCACUAAAUCGUAGUCCUGUAACAUGAUCUGGUAGAGGACUCAAUUAAAAGCUUCCGAAAAACCACAUUUUUGUGGCCCUAGUGGCACCGGAGUUUACCUGGCAAGCUGGUGGCAUGUGAGGACAUAAUGUCAGGAAACGCGCUCAGGGCAGAGGAAGAGAUUCGAGGUCCAGAAAUGCUGAGGAGUGAGAAGUUCUCCAUGUUGUGACUACCGUAGGGUAUGGAGAUUAUGCACCUGUUCCCAAGAGGCUGUUUGGGUUGUCCAGACGAUAAACAUUCUGAGCACCGUUGACAUCACAAGGUCACCUGAUUCCACUCCCCAGCUAGGGUAUCCCUUUCAAACAUGGAUAGCAUCUAUCACGUUCUGUAAAGAUUUCUCUUGACUUGUCAUUCCUCGUUGGCUGGCCUGGAUUGAGGAUACCUGGGGCGGGGGGUGGGGGAGGGGAGAAGGAAGCAUAUGGCAGAAAUGUGAUGGUGAUAUAAUCUGUUGACAGCCCCCCGCCCCCCGCCUUUGAUCUUUGGUGUCAUUUUUGUGUCCUUGCUGUCACCCCCUCCCCCCCAUCUCUGGGGACCUCUGUCCUCUCCGGAUAACCUUCUUGCUUUCCUUCACCUGCCUAACCUCUGCCAUCAGAUGUUUUUGUUGUUUCUGCUUUUUAGUUUGGUGUGUGACUUUUACAUUUUCCUUGGAAAUCGUUUCAAAGUUAGAAAAAACUGCAAAAAUAAAAUUAGUAUGAAGAGCAGCCAUACAUUCUGUAUCCAGACUUGCCUGUUGUUAACAUUUUACUGCAUUUGCUUUAUCAAUUCCCCCCCCCCCCCCCCGCCCCGGCCCCCAGCAUGCUUUGUUUUCUGAACUAGUUGAAGGUAAGUUACAAGCGUCCUGUCCCUUUGUGUCGAAAUACUUCAGUGUGUCCGUCCCAAGAACAGGGACCAGAUAAUGCUUUAAAUGGUUGGUGCUAUUUUCAGCAAAUGGGUGGCUUAACACCAUUAUAAGCCUUUUUCCUGGUGACACUGAACUCCAGAGUAACAAGGUUGCCUCUGUGUCCCUGCUACCCUCUCCUGUGACAACCUAGUGCUGGAGGGAAGUGGGGGAAGGGUGAAAGGUGAGAAUGCUCCAUGCUAAUCGUCACAACAGGUGCAGACUAGGUACAUCGGUGUAUUGGAUCUAAAUGUGUGUGCUUGUGCAGCGUGGAAAGAUCUGGUCUGGUCUGUGAGCAGCGGCAGCCUCCCCUUGCAGUGUGAGGAGCAAGCGGGCGUGUGAGUAAGCAUCUGUGUAGGAGGGCCCGGAGUUGUCGUCUUGCUGGUGUUCCUCCGGAGCGCUGAAACCUUGUGGGACCGUGUGGAGAACCUGAUUUCCUUGCCCGCCCACCUCGGAGCCCGGUUGGAAAGCUUAGAAUGAAUUGGAAUGUCACUGAUGCCCUGGCCUUUGGCAGCUUUGAGGGUAUCGGCGAUUUGAUUUGGCCCUUGUGGUGCAGAGAAAAAUCACGGGGUCCUGGGAGUCGGUGUGGGUGAGUCCUCAUCCCCGCUCUGCCGUUCGCUCCCUGUGCAGUGUUAGGCACGCCUCCCGGCCACCGUGUUUUCCUGUUUUGUUAACUUAGACAGUUGGAAUGGAUGGACAUCUUCCUGGUCGAAAACCUGGUGGUUUAUGUGCGGAGGUGGGACAGCAUAGUAAUGAGCGAUGCACGUAGGGGUCCAGAAGACUUUGAACUUCCUCCUGCCGUGGGUCAUUGAAUUCUUCCCACUGCCAGCUGGGAACUUCCGACAGACUUCCUGAAAAGGGGGCUCAAAAUAUUGGGGUGCCCAUGGGAGACUGUGUCAGUGCUCGUUUGUAGAGUUUUUAAAAACAGGACUCUUGGUUUGGUUAUUGAAAAGGUCAUGGGAACCUGGUCGCCCAGGGUUGGUUGUAAUCCUGACAGCAGGGCCUCUGUCUUGCACGCUAUACCCUCUUGGUAUGUUGUUGCUGGUGGCCCCCAGGCAGGAGGUGACACUCCCAAAGUGGUCGGUCACUACAUAAAAUGUGUCUCUCUCUUGUUUGUUUCCCACCUGCUUUCCGAGCCCCUUUCUCGGACAGUGGACCACAGCAUGUUCGAGAACUUGAAUGCGGCCCUUCCUCCAAAGCUGCAGCCCGGCUGCUCCCUCCCCCACCUGUCCAGGCUGACGGCCCCCGGCUCUGCCGCCCCGGGGUCUGCGGAGCCUGGGGGGCCGGGGCUCCGGGUGGGUGGCAGCCAGCACCUCAAGAACCUGGGCAGAGCCGUGGGGGCCAAAGUUAACGACUUCCUGCGGAGAAAAGAGCCCUCGAGCCUGGACGGCGCGGGCGCCAUGGAGAUCAACAGGCCAGCGGGGGCGCGGCUGGACGGCGGGGCCGUGGAGGCUGACAGGUCAGCCCUGCAGGACGCGUUCCCUCGUCUGGACCCCCCGCCUCCCAUUACCAGGAAGCGAACCCCUCGUGCCCUGAAGACCACGCAGGACAUGCUGAUCUCGCCGCAGCCAGUCCUGAGCAGCCUGGAGUAUGGGACAGAGCUGCCUCCUGGGCAGCCCCGGGAACCCCUUCCCACCGCCCAGCCCGACGUUCCCACGGAAACGGCAGAGAGGGGCAAGGCUCUGCCCAACGGAGAGGUCUCCCUGUCAGUGCCCGACCUGAUCCACCAGAACAGCCAGGACGAACCCAAACCGAAGAUAACUGAGUGCAGAAGGGCCUCCUCCCCUGGCCUCCUCGAGAGGAACGGCCUCAAGCGCAGCCUGAGCCCCGUCCGCCUGGCCCAGCCGCCGGAGGACAGUGGCCCCCCGCCUCGGGCACGGACCUCCAGCCUUGACAAUGAGGGCCCGCACCCAGACCUGCUGUCCUUUGAGUAGGGCCCCUUCUCCCUGCCGGGCACCCCCUUCCCCUCUGCCGUCUCCGUCCCUGGUGCCCCUUGGCCCCUGCCCCCGCUCCUUGUGCCCUUUGCCCCCUUGUGCAGAGAUCAGAGCGCCGAUCCGGGGCCAGGCUCCCUGAGUCACCCUAGUUAGAGCCUCUGUCUGCCGAAUGCUAAAGGGCUGGGCUGUGGCUCCCGAGCCUCAUUUUCUAGAAGCUCCCCGCUCCGGGGCCGGCUGCCACACUGGGGGAUGGGAGCAUUGCUGUUCCCAGGCAGCCCGGUCUUCCCACCGGCCUGCAGGGCCACCAGCCCGGGAUGAAGGGUCUUGCAGGAAUGGUCUCUGCCUGCCCCCCACAUGCCACCUGUGCCCCUGCCCCCCCCUUCUCCCUUCAGACCCUGGUUCGUUUCUUCUGCCUCUGGUUGGGGCAUCGGGCCGAAUGGAGAAUUGAUGGGUUGGGCUGACAACGGGCCCAGACCUGGAAAGCCACACACCCUGCUCCUCCUGGUCCCAAGACCGUGUGUUGUCCCCUCGCCUCUACCCUUUGGGGGCCUGAGACUUGGGCGCAGCCUUGUCGCCGAGGGUUCUCAGGGCAUUUUCCACCUGCCCUGUUGGGGGACACACCAGGCCCCCCGGGGCCGACCACUGAGAAGGCGCUGG
Molecule: messenger RNA, 5211 nt
Organism: Herpailurus yagouaroundi (jaguarundi)
Lineage: Eukaryota; Metazoa; Chordata; Mammalia; Carnivora; Felidae
Gene: CUNH1orf226
Product: chromosome unknown C1orf226 homolog
Exons: 3
Coding region: 3577-4554 (325 amino acids)
Molecular function (GO): nitric-oxide synthase binding
Source: RefSeq, a predicted model, not a curated record